CAUUACGUCGGGCACCUCCAUGACGACACCGUCGGCGGUGGUGGUGGCGGCGAAUGCUAACAGCGCUAGCGGAAGCACUCCAGCUGGCACACACAACAACAACAACCAGUAUAAUGGUGGUGGUGCGGGUGCCAACGACAACAACAAAAUCAUCUCAGAUCCUUUGUGUCAUUUGCCGACCGGAAACACAUCCUUUGAACAAUUGCGCCGCAUUUCGUCUACUUCCGCUGCUGGUUUGGAGCUUUUGCGGGGAUACUCCAGUCAGACCGAAGAAAUUAAUCAGCUUAAAGCUGUAAGCAUUUUUAUGUAUUUUAUACUUUUUUAUAUUUCUUUCUUAUGCUUUUGUUACGUUCUCUGUUGUCUAAUACUUUCUUGGGAUUUUGAAAAAUUAAUAACACAUUGCAAUCUAUUCACUUUCCAUGUGUUGCAGCUGUUCUGUUUCUCGUUUCUGACGUGGCAGCUGCUCGAUCAUGUGCUCUUCAAUCCGUCGCUUUGGAUUUACACGCCAGCCAAUGUGCAGGCGCGCCUGUACUCAUACUUGGCUACGGAAUUCCUCAGCGAUACGCAAAUCUACAGCAAUGUGCGACGUGUAAGCACGGUUUUACAGACAGUGCACACACUUAAAUACUACUAUUGGGUUGUGAAUCCGCGUGCGAAAAGUGGCAUCAUACCAAAGGGAUUGGAUGGUCCACGUCCGGCACAAAAGGAUAUCCUAGCGAUACGCGCUUAUAUUUUAUUGUUUCUGAAACAAUUGAUUAUGAUCGGUAAUGGCGUCAAAGAAGAUGAAUUGCAAAGCAUUUUAAAUUAUUUGACGACCAUGCAUGAGGAUGAAAAUCUUCAUGACGUUUUACAAAUGUUAAUUUCGCUUAUGUCUGAGCAUCCCAGCUCCAUGGUACCUGCUUUCGAUGUGAAACAUGGCGUUCGUAGCAUUUUCAAAUUAUUAGCUGCUGAAAGUCAAUUGAUACGCUUGCAAGCAUUGAAAUUGAUUGGAUUCUUUUUAUCACGCAGCACACACAAACGAAAAUAUGACGUAAUGUCGCCGCACAACCUAUACACACUACUAGCGGAACGUUUAUUACUCUACGAGGAGUCGCUAUCCCUGCCAACCUAUAAUGUUCUCUACGAAAUAAUGACAGAGCAUAUAUCACAGCAAAUUCUAUAUACCAGACAUCCAGAACCAGAGAGUCAUUAUCGUUUGGAAAAUCCAAUGAUCCUCAAAGUCGUCGCCACGCUCAUACGUCAAUCCAAGCAAACCGAAUCGCUAAUCGAAGUAAAGAAGCUCUUCCUCUCCGACAUGACGCUGCUUUGCAAUAGCAAUCGUGAGAACCGGCGCACUGUACUCCAGAUGUCCGUUUGGCAAGAGUGGCUUAUAGCUAUGGCUUACAUACAUCCGAAGAAUACAGAGGAGCAGAAAAUCUCCGAUAUGGUGUACUCACUCUUCCGUAUGCUCUUGCAUCACGCCAUCAAACAUGAGUACGGUGGAUGGCGUGUGUGGGUCGACACACUAGCCAUCGUGCACUCGAAAGUCUCCUACGAAGAGUUCAAACUACAAUUUGCGCAAAUGUACGAACAUUACGAACGCCAACGUACGGACAAUAUUACCGAUCCGGCGUUGCGCCAAGCGCGUCCCAUCAGCACGAUCAGUGGUUGGGAACGUGAGGAGCAGCAGCAGCAGCAACAUCAUCAACACCAUCAACAACCGCAACAACAGCUAGAGCAUACGCAUGCGCAUCAUCAGCAGGCGGCACUGCCAGCGCCUGCGGCACAAGAAGCGCAUUUAAAAGACGCUGAGUCGGUGGGUUCACUCGAAGAUGUACCUCCUGUGGAGGAGGAAAUCGAGGUCGACGAAAUCGAGGCGACAACGCAGGAAGAGACACCUACAAGUGGCGCGAUUGAAACAACGACUUGCGGCUGCUCGCCAGACGAGAAAGCAAACGAUACAGAAGUGGUAAAGGAGGCGUCUGUUAUGGCGAAUGCAACCGAAGACCCAGCAAAGUCGAAAAUAUCCAACAUAUCCGAUGUAUACAAUGAACACAUUAAAUCGGAAGUGAUAGUCACCAGCAUAGUCGAGUCGCCGGAGGUUGCCGUGACCUGCAACGGUAGUGCUUCGUGCUCGUCGACGGCCGCAAGCACCAGCAGUACACCAGCCAAGUCGCCGGUGCCUAAUGGCGGUCAAGAAGCAUUGUCACAAGCCCUCAACCUCAAGCCGGAGGAUUUGGAAGAAAUUGAGCUGGCCACUGCAAAGAUCGCAGCUGGCACGUCCGACGAUACCGAGCAUGUGGCACAAGUGCUGCAAAGCUCCGAAGAGGCGCUGCAACACUGUAAAUUGGUUGCCGACGAAUUGCAGGAAGCUUCUUCUGUGCUCAAGGAUGAAGAGAUUGAAUUGGCAGUGAAUGAAGUAGUGCAAGGUGUGCUCAAGAAUGAGAAGAAGCAGGCGACAAAAGAACCGUCCACCGAUGAGAAUCUCAUUGCCAGCAAUGAAGCAAACACGGCCGAACAGGACAAUGUCUCAUUGCUAAAUACAAAGAACUUGUUAAACAACAAUGCUGACGAGGUCGAGACGACAACAAGCAGCAGCAUUGACAAUAACACAAAAGAUGUCAAAGAAGUAAAUGCGAACAGUGAUGCCAACGAAAAUGUAAACAUAAAAACCAACACAACAAACCACGCCGUGGCGAACUUAGUCAACCCGGCGACUGCUAUUGAGACGCAACAAAAGACUGAAGACAACAAAAUCAAAGAAAAUAACUUAAUUAACAACAACACAAAUACUGCCGAGCCCGCUGAGGUCGAGCAUAUUGCCUCAAAAUUGGCAAUCGUUGUUGCCAAAGAACACGAACACGAGCUAAUGGAUGUGAGCUCUUCGCUUUCGACCACAGUUGAGACCACGGAGGAGAUCUCCUCACUCAGUCCCGAAACAACAGUUUCAAGUGCAUCCAUUACCGAGGAGAAUUUGCUCGCCUUAACCGAUCCAACGCCGGUAGACAGCGAAAGCAUUCAAGUCGAGGCAAUAGCGAAGGAUAUCGUCGAUAAAUUGAUAGACAAGGUGAUAGACGCGACUGCUGCGGAAGAUACGGCGAGUAAAGAGACAAACAACAAUGAAAUCGUGGGCAAGGCGGAGGAUGAUGUGAGUGAAGCGGCUGUUUCGGAAGCGGCCAAAGAAAUUGUGGAAGAUGUGCUAACGUCUGCGCUGCAAAAAGCUGUCGACACAGAAGAGACAGCGGCUGAGGAGAGCUUACUGCUUGAAGAAAGUGCACCAAAAGUAGAUACUACAAAGGAAAGUAUUACGGACAUUGUGCAAACAGUUGUGGAUGAUUUGCUAGAAAAAACAGUGGAUAGCAUAGAAAAAGUGGAAAAGCCUGCAGCCUCAUCCGCUGAGACAA
This is a messenger RNA of Rhagoletis pomonella (apple maggot), 3383 nucleotides long. Its product is annotated as neurobeachin-like. Gene Ontology annotation, biological process: intracellular protein localization. Lineage: Eukaryota; Metazoa; Arthropoda; Insecta; Diptera; Tephritidae. Gene Ontology annotation, cellular component: cytosol; membrane. Gene Ontology annotation, molecular function: protein kinase binding. The record is from RefSeq and is a predicted model, not a curated record.